CUGACGCCAAAAACGACCGAUAACAUAAACGUAGGGUAAAAUUACACUUUGCCGAAUUAAUGCCUGUUGUGUCGUAAUGCCACAAUUAGAGUUUGAGUUAAACAUAAAGCUGUUAUUUCAUAAAAUCAGGGGAGCAAACAUUUAAAGUUAGCCGGCUGGCUCUCAUUUACAGGUCUGGCACCAUGCUAGAAGGCUACAGCGCGAUGACGCAGGCCCUGCUGGGGACUCUGUUCACCUGGGGCCUGACUGCUGCCGGAGCAGCCCUGGUGUUUGUCUUCUCCAGCCGACAGAAGCGCAUCUUGGAUGGAAGUUUAGGCUUCGCAGCUGGGGUAAUGUUGGCUGCUUCCUAUUGGUCAUUGCUGGCCCCGGCGAUCGAAAUGGCAGAGGAUUCUGGGAAAUAUGGCUCAUUUGCUUUCUUGCCCGUGGCUGUGGGAUUCACACUUGGAGCGGCCUUUGUUUACUUCGCUGACCUGGCCAUGCCCCUACUGGUAAGAACAGUCUGAUUCAGUCUUCAGUGAA
Micropterus dolomieu (smallmouth bass) is the source of this 519-nucleotide messenger RNA. RefSeq names its product solute carrier family 39, member 11 (gene slc39a11). Gene Ontology annotation, cellular component: membrane. The record is from RefSeq and is a predicted model, not a curated record. The coding region runs from base 183 to 503 and encodes 106 amino acids. Gene Ontology annotation, biological process: zinc ion transmembrane transport. Gene Ontology annotation, molecular function: zinc ion transmembrane transporter activity. The transcript is spliced from 4 exons. NCBI's taxonomy places the organism in Eukaryota, Metazoa, Chordata, Actinopteri, Centrarchiformes, Centrarchidae.